AUGUCGUCUACACGUUGCCCUCUGGACUUCCCCGUUGGAUCUACACCUGACUGCUAUCGUGAUGCCAAGCUCGGCAAACUGAAAAGCGUCUUGGAGAGCAACGUGCUAGCUACGUCCUUACAAGAGUCACGUACUGCGUGGCUCGGUCCUCUUCUACCUGAAUUUGCUGCAGUUGACGGCCUGAUCCCACCUGCACAUUCCACGAUGAUGCUCAGCAGGUGCACCCUCGUAAUCGGGCCGCAUACGUUUUUUGAUACAGGCAUUUACGAAGUCGUCUAUGAAGAUACUGCGUUUGAGGUGCAGACGGCCACGAACCCAGCUCCGAAGUUGCAAUCGAGGGAGGGGACCACACCGCCGUUGUCCACGUCGUCCACGACGUUCAUGUCGGAAAUCACGCACGAACUCAUCUCGCGCGUCAAUUCGAAAGCGCAGAGAGAUUCCCAACUAAUGCACUGCAUCCGCGAAUCCAUCGCGGGCACAGCCAUGCCAGAAGAAGCCAGAUAUAUCACGACAGCUAUCAACCAACUCAAGGAGGCUGAGCUCUUAAGCUGGCAACCUGCUCUGCCUGCGCGUGUCUCUAGGACCUGGGACAUAGUCUUUGAGUUCAAUGAUCGCUCGAAUAGCCGUCGGCUUCUCCCUCGAGGCCCAGCUUUCAUUGAACGCGAGCCGCUUAAUGGCCCACGACUGGACGUCAUGCAGAUCUCGAUACCUAUCGCCGCUCCGAACACGACUACUGCCACCAAGAUAGCCUCGCCUUCGUUGACUUCACCACACCAGUCCGAAGUCGUCACUCUGCAGGUCGCACAGCCUUCACAUGCCUUAUACGAUUCGUUCAUCAGAUGGGUUGGCGGUGCCGAACAGAACACGAGGAACCGUGAUACGUUGCGCAAUAUAUUGAACAAAGCACCCCCCCGGCAAUACCUUCAGUACAACCUGCCCGCCAACUCCGAGUUCUUUGAGAAUUUCAAACGAAAUCUGGAAUCACCUUUCCCGAUGACGAGCCUAAAACCUGCUCCAGACGUCUUGAAGCGGAAGCAUUCACCGGUAACGUAUCAGGAAAUCAUUCUAAGUGCACCUUUACCUGAGAUGCCCGAAACAGUCCAUGAUGCAAGGCAUGCAGCCGAAGAAGCGACAGAGACAAGUGACAUCAAAUACCUCAGCUCUCACGUCGAAGCCGACGUACAAGACACUGCCACCAUCAUAGAGCAAUCUAUUGCGCACUUGGCUAAGGGAGGUAGAGUUGAUCAGUCCUGCACGGCAGCCGGUAGUGAUUGGGCUACCGCCGGGUGUAGUGUUACAGGUGUACCCGCAUAG
Peniophora sp. CBMAI 1063 is the source of this 1314-nucleotide messenger RNA. Lineage: Eukaryota; Fungi; Basidiomycota; Agaricomycetes; Russulales; Peniophoraceae. The record is from the annotation of a GenBank genome assembly.